AUGUUUCCCCACUCUAUUCAAACUGUCUACAAUUCGUCCAAGCAGUCCCUCGACGCAACCCUUGAAGACUACAUCAUCGAACAGGUAGACGUGGACCCAGAAUUCCCCUCCAAUUUCUUCGACGGGCUAGCAGUGGACGAGAGCACGACCCUUGGGGCAGCGCCGAUGAAGGUGCCCGGGGCAUCCCACGCGCGCAUCACAGAGUUCCAGUCCAGCAUGCUCUGGGGCGGGAUCACACACUCCGACGCCGAGGACCUCCAGGCGGAGCAGCCGGUCCCCGGACUGCCCACCGUGCACUGGCUGGCCCUCGAUAACGACACUCUGGGCGUGAAGCAGCUGAUCAUCGAGUUCGACACCGAGGUCAUCGUCGGUGACGCACCGCCACGGUGGACGACCAGCGUGAUCUACGGCGGCGCCAACGAGUACGUCGCGGCGGGUGCCCAACUCAUCGUGCCCGAGAUGGCCGCCGGGUACUGGUCGAGCAUCCCGGGCGCGCAGCUCGUCACGUUCAACGACACGCACCCUUACGUCCACGCCGACAGCCGCACACAGGCCUGGUUCCUGUGGCAGCCCCAGGCGGCCCUCGGCCGACUCGCCCGUGGCCGUGUUCGAGGCGGACGUGUGGCAGGCCGGCAUGCCCGCCGAGCAGUCCGACCAGGCUCUGAUGAGGCACUGGCUGGACCGGCUUGUGCAGGACAGGUUGACGAUGGAUGCCGUUGUUCUGCCAACUCAUGGUCAGUGGAGGAUUGGAGAUUCGGUGCCGCCAUGUGA
Molecule: messenger RNA, 771 nt
Organism: Diaporthe citri
Lineage: Eukaryota; Fungi; Ascomycota; Sordariomycetes; Diaporthales; Diaporthaceae
Exons: 4
Coding region: 1-771 (256 amino acids)
Source: RefSeq, a predicted model, not a curated record